Messenger RNA from Cornus florida, 3144 nucleotides. RefSeq lists its product as uncharacterized. The transcript has 2 exons. The record is from RefSeq and is a predicted model, not a curated record. Lineage: Eukaryota; Viridiplantae; Streptophyta; Magnoliopsida; Cornales; Cornaceae. Bases 463 to 1251 code for a protein of 262 amino acids.
AACGAGUAUAGUUGUUUAUAGUAUGAAACUUUUUUUUUUUGAAUCUGGAUAUUGUUGGAUAGGUUCUUCGACAAGACAUAAUUAACACUUAUAUAUGGUAUGCAAUUAUUGUCAUAGAUUUUUUUUUUUUUUUUUGUAUCAACACUUAUAUCAGUUGCUGGAUAAGUUUUUUUUUUUAUAUGCAUCCUAAUUAUUUUUAUUUUUAUUUUUAUUUUUUUUUAUGCAACGAGUACAGUUGUUUCAUAAUUUGGAUUUUUUAUUUAUUUAUUUAUUUUUUUACAGUAUAGUUGUUCACAAUGUUUGGUUUCUAAAAUUUUAGUGAAAAUUACCAUAUUGAAAUAAUUUAGUGAAAAUUCAUUAUAUAUAUAUAUAUUUUUUCUUUCUAUAUUGAUAUGUGUUGAGAUUACCAUAUUGAAAUAAUUUAGUAAAAAUUCAUUAUAUAUAUAGAAUUUUUUUUUCUAAAUGUUUUUUGUAUUCUAUAUAUAUAAUGAAAAUUGUGCUGUUAUUUUGAAAUAUGCAUGUGAUUUUGUUAUAUGUAUCAUAAUGUUUUUUGUUAUGUGGUAUAAACAGAUGGUAGAUUCUGAAUUGCAUGACAUUAUUGUGCACUACAAGUCCAUUGUGAAAGGAAUUUAUAAUGUUGACCCUGAUAGGUACUGUUUUAUUGAUUUGAUGGAUGAUGUUUUACAAGUGUCUUUAGAAAAUUUACCUGCACAAUUAGGAGUCUCAAUUAUCAUGCAUUGUGAUUUGCCUGGGAGUCAUGAGAAAAUGGUAGUCCAGAGUGAUGCUGAUAUGUUACAAAUGUUUAGCUUGUAUACUAAUCCUUAUAAAAAAUUUGUUCAUGUUCAUGUUGAGUUAGAAACUGUUGAAAAUUUAAACAUGGUAUGUGAGAGGAAUGGUGCUGUGAGGGAUGGUGAAAAGGAUGGUUGUCCAAGGGGUGCUUAUGUAAGUGGUGGUGAGAGGGAUGGUGGUGAGAGGGGUGGUAUGGUAAGGGAUGGUGAUGAGGAAGAUGACGAUGAUGUAGAUUAUAUAUUUGGUUUCAGUUCAGAAGAUGAGGAAUGGGAAGAUGAACAUGAAGGGUAUUCUAGUGAUAGUGGACUAGUAGAUGAAGGUACUAUGGGGGGAGUUCAAAUAAGUAGUGAUGAUGGUUUGUCAAAUUAUGGGUCAGGGGAUGAAUGUGGAUCAGAAUCAAAUAUUGAAAUAUUGGGUGAUACUAAUGAAGAAGAUAUGGCUAAGGGUAAAGCCUUUGAUUAAUGUUUGUUUGGGAUAGAAUUUCAUAGAGUUCCAGGAUAAAAGAUAGAGCUAAUGAAAGGUCACCUAGUUGACAAUAUUAAGAAAUUUAGGGAAAUGUUGAGGGAUUACGCAAUUCAAGAGUGUUUUAAAAUGGUUAGAAAAAAAAAUGAAAAAUUUAGAAUAAGAUGUCAUUGUGCUGCUACAAGUUGCCCAUGGAUGAUACAUGCAUCACCUCUCUUUGAUAAAAUCACCUAUCUGAUUAAAAAAAUAAAAAAGAGCAUACUUGUGUGAAGGAGAGCACUUCUAGGGAAGUAAUAUCAACAUGGAUUGCUAUGAAGUUUGCAGAUAGGAUAAGAGAGAAUCCUGAGAUUAAAAUAGCAUCUUUAGGAGCUGCAGUGAAGACACAAUACGGAAUUGAACCUAGAGAAUACAGUUGUAUAGGGCAAAGAGGAAGGCACUAGAGGAAAUUGGGGGUAAUCAUGCUGAAGCUUACACAUUACUUCCAGUUUAUGCAAAUGAAAUUGAUAAAACAAAUCCAGGAAGCUUGGCUAAAAUUAAGAGGUUUAGGGCAAAUUUGUAUGUGAACCCAGUCUUUAACAGAAUUUUCAUCUCUUUUGAGGCACUAGCCACUGGUUUGAAGAAAUGAUGUAGACCAUUUAUUAGUCUAGAUGGCUGCCAUUUGAAAGGACCCUUUGGUGGUGUUCUACUUGCAGCCACUGCACUAGAUGGCAACAAUGGCCUUUUCCCAGUGGCCUAUGGUGUUAUGGAAAGUGAAGGAAGGGAAAGUUGGGGUUUUUUUUCUAACACAUCUAUAGACUAUGAUUUGUAAAGAUUUUGAGGACAACCCAUGGACUUUCAUGUCUGAUCAACAAAAGGAACUGGAUUCUGCAUUUUCUUAUAUCUUUCCUAAGGCCCACCAUAGAUAUUGCUGCAGACAUUUAUUUAAUAACUUUAAAAAGAAGUACCUUGGUUUAUUGUUAAGGAAGUACUUUUGGAGGACUGCAAGAGCUUACAACCAAGCUGAUUUUGAUAUUGCCAUGGGGCAUUUGAGGAAUCUUACAGAAGAAGGGUAUAAUAAUUUGAUGGAAUUGCCUGUAUCAUCAUGGUCUAGGCAUGGGUUUGAUGAAAAUGUGAAAAAUGAUCAUGUCACAAACAAUUUAAGUGAAUCAUUUAACAAUUGGGUUGGUGCAUAAAGAAAUAGUAAAAUUCUGAACAUGUUAGAAUGGAUUAGGAUGCAAUUGAUGGGUAGGAUUUAAAAGAGGUAUGAGGUGGCAUGCAGUUGGCAAACAGUGUUGACUCUUAACAUUAGGAAGAGGUUGAACCAACUGAUAGAGGAAUCUAGACAAUGUAGUGUCAUCUUUGCUGGAGCGGAUGAAUAUGAAAUAAUGGAUGAAACUAGUACAAUUGUGGUAGACCUUGGUGCUAGGACUUGUGUAUGUAUGGCAUGACAAAUUUUUGGCCUCCCCAAGCAUGCAACUGCUGCAAUGGCUUACAAGAGAAUGAAUAUUGAUCUGUUUUGUGAUGAAAUUUUUGUAAGGAUGUUUAUUUAGAAGCUUAUGGGGGAAUGAGAUAUCCCAUAGUUGACUCAAAACUAUGGCCACCUACUCAUGGUGAUCCACUUGAUCCUCCUCUACCUUAUAGAAGGCCUGGCAGGCCAAAGAAAAAUAGAAGAAGAGAUGCAGAUGAACUUGCAGUAGGGACUAGUCAAGUGAAAAGGUCAAUGACCAUAAGAUACAUGAUUUGCAAGGCUCUUGGACAUAACAAAAGAACAUGUCCAAAAAAUGCAAAUAAGGUCCAGAAAGGAAGUUCUUCAAAAGCUGCAAAUGCAAGUGGUCUAGAGGGAAGUUCAAGCACAUCUUAGGUAAUUUAAUUAUCUGGUUUAUUUUAAUUAAGUGUUUUAAUAAAAACUGAAUU